AUGAAUAGCUUUCUGAAACAUCACUCAACUGAUGCAUUGCUCUUCAACAUUUCUCUUAUGAGAACAAAAUUAAGAACUGGAGCUACCGUUAAAGAAGGCAAGAUCGUUGAAAUUAAUACAUCUCUUAAAGGAGGUUCUGUAAGCAUCGUUUGUGGUGCUGUAGAAACAAGAGUUGCACCUUUUGAAGCUACUAGAGUUGUUGAUUUUGAUUUCGUAGAGGAUGCUGUUGAACUUGUUGCUGUCGUAGAGGACACUGUUGAAGUUGUUACAGACGUUGUUGAUUUUGAUGUCGUAGAGGACAUUGUUGAAGUUGUUACAGAUGCUGUUGAUUUUGAUGUCGUAGAAGACAUUGUUGAAGUUGUUACAGAUGUUGUUGAUUUUGAUGUCGUAGAGGACACUGUUGAAGUUGUUAUAGAUGUUGUUGAUUUUGAUGUCGUAGAGGACACUGUUGAAGUUGUUACAGACGUUGUUGAUUUUGAUGUCGUAGAGGACACUGUUGAAGUUGUUAUAGAUGUUGUUGAUUUUGAUGUCGUAGAGGACACUGUUGAAGUUGUUACAGAUGUUGUUGAUUUUGAUGUCGUAGAUGAUAUUGUUGAAGUUGUUACAGAUGUUGUUGAUUUUGAUGUCGUAGAAGAUACUGUUGAAGUUGUUACAGAUGUCGUUGAUUUUGAUGUCGUAGAGGACACUGUUGAAGUUGUUACAGAUGUUGUUGAUUUUGAUGUCGUAGAGGACACUGUUGAAGUUGUUACAGAUGUUGUUGAUUUUGAUGUCGUAGAGGACACUGUUGAAGUUGUUACAGAUGUUGUUGAUUUUGAUGUCGUAGAGGACACUGUUGAAGUUGUUACAGAUGUUGUUGAUUUUGAUGUCGUAGAGGACACUGUUGAAGUUGUUACAGAUGUUGUUGAUUUUGAUGUCGUAGAGGACACUGUUGAAGUUGUUACAGAUGUUGUUGAUUUUGAUGUCGUAGAUGAUACUGUUGAAGUUGUUACAGAUGUUGUUGAUUUUGAUGUCGUAGAGGACGCUGUUGAAGUUGUUACAGAUGUUGUUGAUUUUGAUGUCGUAGAGGACACUGUUGAAGUCGUUACAGAUGUUGUUGAUUUUGAUGUCGUAGAUGAUACUGUUGAAGUUGUUACAGAUGUUGUUGAUUUCGAUGUCGUAGAGGACACUGUUGAAGUUGUUACAGAUGUUGUUGAUUUUGAUGUCGUAGAGGACACUGUUGAAGUUGUUACAGAUGUUGUUGAUUUUGAUGUCGUAGAGGACACUGUUGAAGUUGUUACAGAUGUUGUUGAUUUUGAUGUCGUAGAGGACACUGUUGAAGUUGUUACAGAUGUUGUUGAUUUUGAUGUCGUAGAGGACACUGUUGAAGUUGUUACAGAUGUUGUUGAUUUUGAUGUCGUAGAUGAUACUGUUGAAGUUGUUACAGAUGUUGUUGAUUUUGAUGUCGUAGAGGACGCUGUUGAAGUUGUUACAGAUGUUGUUGAUUUUGAUGUCGUAGAGGACACUGUUGAAGUCGUUACAGAUGUUGUUGAUUUUGAUGUCGUAGAUGAUACUGUUGAAGUUGUUACAGAUGUUGUUGAUUUUGAUGUCGUAGAGGACACUGUUGAAGUUGUUACAGAUGUUGUUGAUUUUGAUGUCGUAGAGGACACUGUUGAAGUUGUCACAGAUGUUGUUGAUUUUGAUGUCGUAGAUGAUACUGUUGAAGUUGUUACAGAUGUUGUUGAUUUUGAUGUCGUAGAGGACACUGUUGAAGUUGUUACAGAUGUUGUUGAUUUUGAUGUCGUAGAGGACACUGUUGAAGUUGUUACAGAUGUUGUUGAUUUCGAUGUCGUAGAGGACACUGUUGAAGUUGUUACAGAUGUUGUUGAUUUUGAUGUCGUAGAGGACAUUGUUGAAGUUGUUACAGAUGUUGUUGAUUUUGAUGUCGUAGAUGAUACUGUUGAAGUUGUUACAGAUGUUGUUGAUUUUGAUGUCGUAGAGGACAUUGUUGAAGUUGUUACAGAUGUCGUUGAUUUUGAUGUCGUAGAUGAUACUGUUGAAGUUGUUACAGAUGUCGUUAAUUUUGAUGUCGUAGAGGACACUGUUGAAGUUGUUGCAGUUGUUGUUGAUUUUGAUUUCGUAGAGGACACUGUUGAAGUUGUUGCAGUUGUUGUUGAUUUUGAUUUCGUAGAGGACACUGUUGAAGUUGUUGCAGUUGUUGUUGAUUUUGAUUUCGUAGAGGACACUGUUGAAGUUGUUGCAGUUGUUGUUGAUUUUGAUGUCGUAGAGGAUAUUGUUGAAGUUGUUGCAGUUGUUGUUGAUUUUGAUUUCGUAGAGGACACUGUUGAAGUUGUUGCAGUUGUUGUUGAUUUUGAUUUCGUAGAGGACACUGUUGAAGUUGUUGCAGUUGUUGUUGAUUUUGAUGUCGUAGAGGACACUGUUGAAGUUGUUGCAGUUGUUGUUGAUUUUGAUUUCGUAGAGGAAACUGUUGAAGUUGUUACAGUUGUUGUUGAUGUUGAUUUCGUAGAGGAAACUGUUGAAGUUGUUGCAGUUGUUGUUGAUUUUGAUUUCGUAGAGGACACUGUUGAAGUUGUUGCAGUUGUGGUUGAUUUUGAUUUCGUAGAGGACACUGUUGAAGUUGUUGCAGUUGUUGUUGAUUUUGAUUUCGUAGAGGACACUGUUGAAGUUGUUGCAGUUGUUGUUGAUGUUGAUUUCGUAGAGGAAACUGUUGAAGUUGUUGCAGUUGUUGUUGAUUUUGAUGUCGUAGAGGACACUGUUGAAGUUGUUGCAGUUGUGGUUGAUUUUGAUUUCGUAGAGGACACUGUUGAAGUUGUUGCAGUUGUUGUUGAUGUUGAUUUCGUAGAGGAAACUGUUGAAGUUGUUGCAGUUGUUGUUGAUUUUGAUGUCGUAGAGGACACUGUUGAAGUUGUUGCAGUUGUGGUUGAUUUUGAUUUCGUAGAGGACACUGUUGAAGUUGUUGCAGUUGUUGUUGAUGUUGAUUUCGUAGAGGAAACUGUUGAAGUUGUUGCAGUUGUUGUUGAUUUUGAUGUUGCAGAGGACGCUGUUGUUGGUGAUGAUUGUUGGAAUGAAGGCUAUAAUAAUAUGCCGUUAAAUAUGAUGAAGUCGGUGAAAAUAUCGGAAGAUGGGAAAUAA
Brugia pahangi is the source of this 3129-nucleotide messenger RNA. The record is from the annotation of a GenBank genome assembly. NCBI's taxonomy places the organism in Eukaryota, Metazoa, Nematoda, Chromadorea, Rhabditida, Onchocercidae.